AUGGGUAUCAGAGCGAUGCUGCGAGCCGCCGUGCUCCUGCUCCUCAUCAGGACCUGGCUCGCGGAGGGCAACGACCGCAGUCCUACCCCAAAAUUCCACUUCGAGCUCUCCCCUACCGUGCCCGAGGUCAUCUUGAACCUCUUCAGCUGCAAAAAUUGUGCAAAUGAAGCUGUGGUUCACAAGAUUUUGGACAGGGUGCUGUCAAGAUAUGAUGUCCGUCUGAGGCCAAAUUUUGGAGGUGCCCCUGUGCCCGUGGGAGUAUCUAUCUAUGUCUCCAGUAUUGAACAGAUCUCAGAAAUGACUAUGGACUAUACGAUCACGAUGUUUUUUCAUCAAACCUGGAAAGAUCCACGUUUAGCAUACCAUGAGACCAACCUGAACUUGACCCUGGACUAUCGGAUGCUGGAGAGGUUGUGGGUCCCUGACUGCUACUUUCUAAAUAGCAAGGAUGAUUUUGUGCAUGAUGUGACUGUGGAAAAUCGCGUGUUUCAGCUUCACCCAGAUGGAACAGUGCGGUAUGGCAUCCGACUUACCACCACAGCAGCUUGUUCCCUGGAUCUGCAAAAAUUCCCUCUGGACAAGCAGACCUGCAAGCUGGAAGUGGAGAGCUAUGGCUACACGGUUGAAGACAUCGUAUUAUACUGGGAAGGCAAUGGGAAUGCCAUCCAAGGGACUGAGAAGCUGCACAUUCCUCAGUUCAGCUUCCUGGGAAAGAUAAUGACUAGCAAAGAGGUGUUUUUCUACACAGGUUCCUAUGUGCGCCUGAUACUGAGGUUCCUGGUCCAGAGGGAAGUCACCAGCUACCUUGUGCAGAUCUAUUGGCCUACUGUUCUCACCACUGUUGUCUCUUGGAUAUCGUUUUGGAUGAACUAUGAAUCUUCUGCAGCCAGGGUGACAGUUGGUCUGACUUCAAUGCUCAUCCUGAAUGCCAUCAACUCACAUCUGCGGGAUAAACUCCCCCAAGUUGCCUGUAUUAAGGCCAUUGACAUCUAUAUGGUCGUAUGCUUCUUCUUCGUGUUCCUGUCCUUGCUGGAGUAUGUCUACAUCAACUAUCUUUUCUACAGCCGAGGAGGAUCCCGGCGCAACCAAAGGCGACACAGGAGAGCCCAAAGAGUCAUGGCCCGCUACCGCUACCGGGAAGUGAUGCUGCAGGAUGCCCAGGUUAGCAUAGAAGAUGAAAGUGACUCUCUUUCCUCCAGACCAGUGCAGGCCUGCCUGGCAAGCCUAGAAAGCCUCAGCUCUUUGAUCUCCAUCCCAGAGCAGGCCCCACUGGCCAACUCAGAAAGCUUCAGCUCACUAUCUUCUCUCUCAGAGCAGGCCUGGCUGGCCUCUAGAGAAAGCCUGAGUGAUCUCCCCUCCACCUCAGAGCAGGCCCUGCCCAGCUAUGGCAUUCGCUUUAAUGGUUCUGAGAUUGAUGACAGUGUUAUUCCUACUGAAAUCCGCAACCGUGCUGACGCCCACGGCCAUGCUGAUACCCGUGACCCAGAAGACCCUGAAGAGAACACGAGCUCGGAUGAGGGUCAUGGCCAUGGCCCUAGUGGGAGGCAUCUGCUUGUCUAUGGUCACAGGUGUGUGCAGGAAGCAAGCUGCAGCCUUGAUGAGAUCCAUAUUGAGAGCGGCUACCUUGACCUUGAGAAGCAACUCAGGUGUGAUCUUAACAGUACCUGGAGCCUUAAUGUUGAUGAUUUCAUGGGCUUUGACCAAGGCAAGGACAGUAACUCAGAGUCUGAUGACAGUUGCCCCCCGAGUCCUGGGUGCUCCUUCAGUGAAGGGUUCUCCUCCAAGCUCUUUGACCCUGACUAUGUCCCUGAGGUUGACAGGUGGUCCCGGAUCCUCUUCCCUCUUUCCUUUGUGGUGUUCAACAUUGUCUACUGGGCAUUUCAUAUCAAUUAG
Messenger RNA from Mirounga angustirostris (Northern elephant seal), 1893 nucleotides. It is a transcript of the gene GABRQ, whose product is annotated as gamma-aminobutyric acid type A receptor subunit theta. The record is from RefSeq and is a predicted model, not a curated record. Gene Ontology annotation, cellular component: neuron projection; plasma membrane; GABA-A receptor complex. The transcript is spliced from 10 exons. NCBI's taxonomy places the organism in Eukaryota, Metazoa, Chordata, Mammalia, Carnivora, Phocidae. Gene Ontology annotation, biological process: chloride transmembrane transport; regulation of membrane potential; signal transduction. Bases 1 to 1893 code for a protein of 630 amino acids. Gene Ontology annotation, molecular function: GABA-A receptor activity; extracellular ligand-gated monoatomic ion channel activity; chloride channel activity.